Leucoraja erinaceus (little skate) is the source of this 4987-nucleotide messenger RNA. Its product is annotated as metal transporter CNNM4-like. NCBI's taxonomy places the organism in Eukaryota, Metazoa, Chordata, Chondrichthyes, Rajiformes, Rajidae. Gene Ontology annotation, molecular function: transmembrane transporter activity. Gene Ontology annotation, cellular component: plasma membrane. The transcript is spliced from 10 exons. The record is from RefSeq and is a predicted model, not a curated record. Bases 26 to 2596 code for a protein of 856 amino acids. Gene Ontology annotation, biological process: magnesium ion homeostasis; transport.
CCAGCCGUGGGCUUCGCUCGGCAUCAUGGCGGCGCCGCCGUUGGCCGUUUACCUCUGGAUGUGCGGCGCGGCGGUGACCGCCUCGGCCCAGACGGCAUCCCCCCCUCACCGCACCGAGCUGCUGAGCAUGCGGCCGGACCACACGUCGGCCAAAAAGGUUUACCUGGAGGACGGGAUGCUGACGGUGGUCGAGGGCACCCGCUUCAAGCUGCUCUUCUACGGCAGCGGCCUGCUGCUCAGCGGGUUGCUGGGCGACCAUGGUAACGGCCUCGCCUUCGUCGAGAUGAUUGGCGGCCAGGUCGGUCGCCAGGGUGACCACCAGGCGGGUCGCCAGGGCGACCGGAACGCCCGCUCGAACUGUCCGCAGGACUCGUCGGACGUCAUCGUGCUGGGCCUGGCGGUGGACGAGCGCACGGCCGUGGUGGAGGUGGAGGUCCGCAGCUUCAGGAAGGGAGACACGGUCAAACACUACACCCUUUGCGCCCGAGUGGGAGGCCCCGCCGCCCAGGACUGGGUGCGCUUUGGCCGCCGCGACUUCCACCUGGUGCUGGUGGAGAAAGAGAAGACGACCAGCCUCAAGUUAAAGAUCAUGGUCGCCGUGCUCUUCGUCGGCCUCUCCACCCUCUUCAGCAUCCUCAACGUCAGUCUGAUGGCCCUGGAUCCGGUGGAGCUGCGGGUCAUCAAGAACAGUGGCACGGAGGAGGAGAAGAAAUAUUCGGAGCACAUCGAGUCGGUGCGCAAACAUGGGAAUUACUUGCUGUGCACGCUGAUGCUGGGAGAUGUGCUAAUGAACUGCUCCCUGGUCGUGUGGCUCUGCCAGAUCAUACAGGUCACCUGGCUGACUAUCUUGGUCUGCACUGGAUGCAUCUUUUUCUUUGGCGAGAUCAUCCCUUACGCCGUCUGCUCCAGACACGGCUUGGCACUGGCCUCCAGCACCAUCUGGGUGACUAAAUUCUUCAUGGUACUCACAUUCCCGGCCUCCUAUCCCCUCAGCAAACUCUUGGAUCUGGUAUUGCGCCAGGAGAUAAGUAAUUUCUACACUCGGGAAAAGCUGAUCGAAAUGCUCAAGGUGACCGAUCCUUACGACGGCCUGGUUAGAGAAGAGCUCAACAUGAUCGAAGGAGCUCUUGAACUCAGGAGCAAAACGGUGGAGGACGUGAUGACACCUCUGCGGGACUGCUUCAUGUUGAGCUCUGAUGCUAUCUUGGACUUCGCCACCAUGUCCGAAAUCAUGCAGAGUGGAUACACGAGGAUUCCUGUCUAUCAGGUCGAUCGCUCAAACAUAGUUGAUAUACUUUUCGUGAAAGACCUGGCAUUUGUGGAUCCAGAUGACGGAAUGUCUUUAGAUAUUAUGACCAAGUUUUAUAGCCACCCUCUGCAUUUCGUAUUUAAUGAUGCAAGACUGGCUGGGGUUCUGGAAGACUUUAAAAAAGGUAAAUCUCAUCUGGCAAUUGUACAGAAAGUCAACAAUGAGGGAAUAGGCGAUCCUUUCUAUGAAGUGCUGGGUAUUGUCACAUUGGAAGAUAUAAUUGAAGAACUAAUAAAAUCAGAGAUCCUGGAUGAAACAGACAUAUACACUGACAAUAAGACAAAGAAUAUAGCAUACAGAGAACGAGGACCACGUGACUUUUCGCUAUUUAAAGCCUCUGACACAGACAUGAGAGCCAAGAUGACCCCUCAGCUUUUAUUUGCUACUCAUCGAUUUUUAGCAACAGAGUUGGAACCCUUCAAAAGUACACAUGUAUCAGAAAAGAUUCUGCUAAAACUUCUCAAGCAGCCUCACGUCAUCUGCGAAUUUAAGAUUGAUAAGAUAAGCCAAUCAACCGACCUGUAUCUCUACCAACGGAACAUACCUGUUGACUACUUUAUACUUAUCCUAGAGGGAAAGGUGGAAGUUGAAAUAAGCAAAGAAUCCUUAAAAUUUGAAAAUGGAGCUUUCACCUAUUAUGGAGUCCCUGCACUUACAGGUGCAGUUUCUACAGUCGCCAGAACACCAGAACGCAGUGACCACAGAAUACAAAAGUCAGAAUCACUAUAUCCUUCAGAUCGAGUUGAAUUUGGGGUCAACAUCCACCAACUAAACUUGACUAACCAAACCUAUCUUCCAGACUACUCUGUGCGACCAUUAACUGACCUCCAGUUUGUGAAGAUCACAGGGAUGCAGUAUGCCAAUGCAGUAGUAGCCACCCAAAUCGACAACUCACCCCAGACCCCUGAACUGGAAGUCGUGAUAGAAGAAACAAAGAAGCAAGUGCCAAAGAAAAACGCAACAAGUUCACUGCAAGCGAAGAACGUGAUUCGCAGCAAAUCGGACGGAAUAAGCCUAAGUGGUCCAUUUUUCUUGGGACUAAAACCACUGAAUAACUCUGACACAACUGGACUGAAGAUUGAACAAUCUGGUGAAAACAUCAGCGCAAACGUUGAUCCUGAGGUCAAUAGUCCCGAGAGGAAAGAAGGCACUCCGCUGAGCAGUGGUUCAGAAGAGACACUUGGCAAAAAACUUCUGAGGAAACUAAGCAGCAAAAAGAGGAAGAAAUCCAGAGACAGUGAGAAGAGCCCAGAGGAGAACUUAAAUGCACCUCGACCAAAGAUCUGACAGUCACCUCCGUCGGUGUUGCAAGUUCAAAGCAAAAAAGCAACACGCCUACUGGAGGAAGAAUCCCCUGCUGCCGACGAACAUUUCCUGGCACCAAAACCCAGACUAUAGACCGCGAUCGUCUGACUCUGGUGCACAAGGAGAAAUUAAUGUCAACUGGGCAAAGUAUCAUUGAGCACUUUCCUUCAAUUGAUCACCAUUUCAAUUGACCAUUUUUAUUUAAACUCUUUUUUUUACUGCUUUUGCUUCAUUUUAGUCGCCUCCCAAAACCGGACUGACUUGAACUUUGAAUCAGGUGAUUUUUAGCAUCUUAUGAGGGACUGUACAAAAACUUUAUUUUUCUUUUAUUUUUGAGCGGUGAUAUUGAAAACAUCUCCUCCCUCUGCGUCAGAGGUGAAACAACUCUCUGCUAUCACCUGCUAAUUGAACUUUGCUUUUCCAGUUCACAAGAUACCUUUUGACUUGACUUUGUCUUGCAACAUCUUAGUGGAGGGGAACUGGGUUCUUCUCGCUGCAAAGAUUUCAGCAGCUGUAAACGGAGCAGGACCAUUUCCUAGUGAAUUUUUAAAUAUCUUCUAAAGGAAUGCUGCACUAGGUUCAAUAGAAGUAGUUUGUAUGGGAGACUUAACCUGCCGUAUUUACCCUGUCCCUUCCAUGGCAAGAGGAAGAAGUUUUGUCCCACUUGUAUCAUCACCCUGCUUAAUAUAUACAAAGCAUGUUAUAGCACAGAUCACUGCAAGGUGAGUAUCGAGCUCAUAAAAUGUAUUACCUCAGGUAAAUAUUUUUUAUUAUUAUCAUUUCAAAGGUAGAAAUUUAUAGUUAGGAAAGUUGUUUUUUUGGUGAAUGUAUAAUGUCACCUGAACUACAGUCUUGGAUUUGUGACUUUAAUAAGUCUGUUGAUCUCCCGUUGAAAUAUCUAAGACAAGGCUAUUGUCAAUAACCAAUCCCAAGGGUGUAGAAAUAGUAGAUGGAGUUUAAUCCGAGCAAGUGUGAGGUGUUGCACUUUGGGAGGUUGAAUGUAACGAGAAAGUAUACACUUAAUGGCAAGUCCUUUAACAGCAUUGAUGUGCAGAGAGAUCUUGGAGUCCAAGUUCAUAGCUCACUGAAAGUGGCAGCACAAGCAGAUACUUGUAGGUUUGUAAUCAUUUGAUUGGACAUUUUGUUUGGUUUUUAGAAAGUGGUUUCUCAAUUUUGAAUGUACUCAAAAGUUCAUAAAUCAUAGGAGCAGAAUUAGGUCAUUUGCCCCAUCGAGUCUGCUCUCCCAUUCAAUCGUGGCUGAUCUAUCUUUCCCUCUCUACUAAUCCAUACUAAUCAAGCACCAUACUAAUCAAGAACCUGUUAAUCCCAUGACGCCCAUACUAAUCAAGUACCUGUUAAUCUCGGUUUUAAAAAUACCCAAAUGAUUUUGCCUUCACAGCCAUCUGAGGCAAUGAAUUCCACAGAUUCACCACCCGCUAACAAGUAUUGCUGGUGGUUGUACUGAAAACCAGCAUUCAGAUGCAGGUAGCAAUUAUGAAAGCAGUUCACAUGUGAACCUGUAUUACAAAUGUUUGAAUACAACACUGAAGAAGUCUAAUUGCAAUUGUGUGAGCCCGUGGUGAGACUUUGUAUCUGGUGUACAGUUUAGUUUUAGAGCUACAGCGUGGAAACAGGCUCUUCAGCCCACCGAAUCUGCACCGACCAGCACUCCCCACACAUUAACACUCUCCUCCACACACUAGGGACAGUUUACACUUGUACCAAGCCAAUUUACCUGCAAACCUGUAUGUCUUUGGAGUGUGGUAGGAAACCGAAGAUUUAGGAGAAAACCCACGUGGCCUCAGGGAGAACGCACAAACUCCGUACAGACAUCAAAUUGAAUCUGACAGCACGCAAUUUUCGGGAACCUGGGUCCCCGGUGCUACAAGUGCUAUAAGGCAGCAACUCUACUGCUGUGUCACCGUGCCAUCGUUGGGCACUUUUCCUAAGGUGUAGACUCCAAGGUAGGAGUGCAGCAAAGAUUCAAUGGAUUAAAUUCAUCUUAGACGGGAACAUGGACAGGAAAGGUUUAGAGGGAUAUUGGUAAAAUGUGGGCAAUUGGGACUAGCUUAGAUGGUGCAUCUUGGUCGACAUAGAAGAGCUGUGCCGAUGGGCCUGUUUCUGUGCUGCCUGACUAUUAUAGACACUGCAUCACAAAUGCAGGUUAAUGUUGGCUCACGUUCUGAUAUUUAAUGGAGUAACUCUUUGCAAAUUACACUAAUGCCUCAAUGCCGCAUGAAAUUGUACAGAGAAGGGAAUUACUUCUAUUUAAAAUCAGUCUUGAAGGAGGAGUAACAUUCCUUUAAUAAAAAACAGGUUUGUUUUUGAAGUAUGUUUUUACGGGAAUGCAAUUUGAUUUUUAGUUAUAUGCCA